Messenger RNA from Lontra canadensis (Northern American river otter), 234 nucleotides. RefSeq names its product putative 60S ribosomal protein L39-like 5. Gene Ontology annotation, cellular component: ribosome; cytosolic large ribosomal subunit. Gene Ontology annotation, biological process: translation. Lineage: Eukaryota; Metazoa; Chordata; Mammalia; Carnivora; Mustelidae. Gene Ontology annotation, molecular function: structural constituent of ribosome. Bases 1 to 234 code for a protein of 77 amino acids. The record is from RefSeq and is a predicted model, not a curated record. The transcript has 2 exons.
AUGUUAGAGGUGAAGUCUAGCCUUCCUUCUAAUAAGAAGGGUUAUUCUGAAGGCUGGUUUGACUGGUCUUUUCAUUGUGGAGCUUCUCACAAGACUUUGAAGAUCAAGCAAUUCCUGGCCAAGAAACAAAAGCAGAAUCAUCCCAUUCCCCAGUGGAUUCAGAUGAUAACUGGUAAUAAAAUCAGAUACAACUCUAAGAGGACGCAUUGGAGAAAAACUAAGCUGGGUUUAUAA